GUCUCGCACUCCUGCUCGCUCUCAGACGGACCGUCACCAUGGAUAGACGUUCGCUACCCCUGCUUUUCGUCCUCACGGCAUUUGGAUCGACUUAUUCCCUUAAUUCUGUCCAAGUUAUCUCCGGAGUGUUCAUGACACCAGAGCUCGAUGUGGAUUAUCACAAUGCCACAACGACCUGUAACAAAUAUGAGAAUUCCACCUUGGCCAGUCUAGAACAAGUCACAAAUGCACUUAAACACGGAUACGAGCUCUGCAAGUGGGCUUGGAUUAAAGAACAGAAGAUGGUCAUGCUUCGCCUGACACCAUUUGAAGGAUGUGGCAACUUCAGCCUGGGUAUUUUGACAAAAGAAGAUCUAAAUAGAGCCUCCAGUUAUACGUUCUGCUUCACGAAACCUGGAGCACUCAGCUGGGUCUAUGAUGCCUUCUCGGGAAACCUGGGCUCGUCUUAUGAAGACGCCGGCCAGACCUGUGCUCUGAAAGGGGACAUUAUCGCCACGCAAGAGCAGAUUGAAUCAACGCCUACCCGCCAGGUAACAGCUAACAGAAUUUCGUGGUAUAAUUUGGGAUUAGGCUUCUUUGAUAUAAAUAACAACUUCAUAGUCAGCCCACCAGUACGUACCCAGAGCCAAGGAGGUGCUUUCUGCUACAACCCAAACUUGAAAGACAAUAUCAUACAGGUCAACGACACACUGUGGAAGAGAAUCACCAUUGCGUGUGUUCUUGGCUCAAUAUUUGUUAUCUUACUGAUCGCUGGAAUAUUUAUGAAGGGAAAUCAGUUUAUAUGUUGCAUGAAGGACAGAAGAACGGUGAAUGUGGAUGGACUGGCAGACGUCUCACCACCGGCCCCAAAAUGGAACGCCACUGGUAUUUAUAAACCCAUGACCCAGAGGAAAGACUCCAAGUAUAUCUCCGAUGUAGCAAUUGAGGGGCGUCCACCUGCAAUCCGCCCCGAGAUGAACGUCUAUAGAUCUCAUAUCUAUAGCAAUAGGGGCUAUAGCAACACCGGGGAUGAAUGAGGAGCAGCACAACUGCUAGGGCUUCGAGAAGGAUCAGCGAGCAUAGGGAAGGAUCAGCGAGCAUAGGGAAGGAUCAACGCGCAUAGGGAAGGAUCAGCGAGCAUAGGGAAGGAUCAGCGAGCAUAGGGAAGGAUCAGCGAGCAUAGGGAAGGAUCAGCGAGCAUAGGGAAGGAUCAGUGCGCAUAGCGAAAGAUCAGCGAGCAUAGGGAAGGAUCAGUGAGCACAGGGAAGGAUCAGCGCGCAUAGGGAAGGAUCAGCGAGCAUAGGGAAGGAUCAGCGAGCAUAGGGAAGGAUCAGCGAGCAUAGGGAAGGAUCAGCGAGCAUAGGGAAGGAUCAACGCGCAUAGGGAAGGAUCAGCGAGCAUAGGGAAGGAUCAGCGAGCAUAGGGAAGGAUCAGCGAGCAUAGGGAAGGAUCAGCGCGCAUAGCGAAGGAUCAGCGAGCAUAGGGAAAGAUCAGCGCGCAUAGCGAAGGAUCAGCGCGCAUAGCGAAGGAUCAGCGUGCAUAGGGAAAGAUCAGCGCGCAUAGCGAAGGAUCAGCGCGCAUA
This is a messenger RNA of Spea bombifrons (plains spadefoot toad), 1561 nucleotides long. RefSeq lists its product as uncharacterized. The record is from RefSeq and is a predicted model, not a curated record. The transcript has 8 exons. NCBI's taxonomy places the organism in Eukaryota, Metazoa, Chordata, Amphibia, Anura, Pelobatidae. Gene Ontology annotation, cellular component: plasma membrane. The coding region runs from base 39 to 1016 and encodes 325 amino acids. Gene Ontology annotation, molecular function: hyaluronic acid binding; transmembrane signaling receptor activity. Gene Ontology annotation, biological process: cell adhesion.